Chelonia mydas (Green sea turtle) is the source of this 1508-nucleotide messenger RNA. It is a transcript of the gene MPV17, whose product is annotated as mitochondrial inner membrane protein MPV17. The coding region runs from base 105 to 638 and encodes 177 amino acids. The record is from RefSeq and is a predicted model, not a curated record. Lineage: Eukaryota; Metazoa; Chordata; Testudines; Cheloniidae. The transcript has 8 exons. Gene Ontology annotation, cellular component: membrane; cytoplasm.
CUUGGACCCCAGUAACCGGAAGUGUGCGUGGACGUCACUUCCCGCUGCGCCAAUAGGCUGCGGAGGGCGGGCUGGAGGCGGUGGCACAGCUGGCUGCAGGCGGGAUGGCAGCGCUGUGGAGGUCGUACCAGCGGCUCAUGGCCCAGCACCCCUGGAAGGUGCAGAUCCUCACAGCUGGGUCCCUGGUGGGAGUCGGAGACGUGAUCUCUCAGCAGCUGGUGGAGAGAAGGGGCCUGAGUGGGCACAGCAGCCGCAGGACGCUGAAGAUGAUGGCCAUUGGCUUCUGCUUUGUGGGCCCUGUGGUGGGAGGCUGGUACCAGCUCCUGGACCGACUUAUCCCGGGAAACACCAGGAUGGUGGCGUUGAAGAAGAUGGUGCUGGAUCAGGGGGGGUUUGCACCUUGCUUCCUGGGCUGUUUCUUGGCCAUUGCCGGGGCACUCAACGGCCUGUCCACCGAGGAGAGCUGGGCCAAGGUCCGACGGGAUUACCCGGAUGCCCUGCUCGCCAACUAUUACCUCUGGCCAGCAGUGCAGAUUGCCAACUUCUACUUCAUCCCCCUGAACCACAGGCUGGCUGUCGUGCAGGUGGUGGCUGUCGUCUGGAAUUCCUACCUGUCCUGGAAGGCGAACCAGCUGUGAGGCCAUGGGGCUGGCGCCCCUCCCAGCCCCCCACCCAGCCCGGUCUCCCCGAGCCCUCCACCCAGCCUGCCCCCCCUGCGCCACACCCUCCACUGCGACUGCCAUAGCGAAUGGCCGUGGGGCCGGCCCCCCCUCCCCGUUCCCCCCACCCAGCCGCAGGGCCCCCCCCCCAUGUCGCACCCUCCUCUGCGACUGCCAUAGGGAAUGGCCGUGGGGCCGGACCCCCUUCCCAUUCCCCCUACCCAGCCGCAGGGCCCCCCGCGCCGCACCCUCCACUGCAACUGCCAUAGCAAAUGGCCAUGGGGCCGGCCCCGUUCCCCCUACCCAGCUGCAGGGCCCCCCGCGCCACACCCUCCACUGCGACUGCCAUAGCAAAUGGCCAUGGGGCCGGCCCCGUUCCCCCUACCCAGCUGCAGGCCUCCCCCCAUGUCGCACCCUCCUCUGUGACUGCUCAGCAGUGGCUUUUGGGGGAGCUCCAGGGGGCCACAUCACACAGCAACCAUCAAACUGGCCCCCCUGGGCAGCCUCAGCAAGGGAACCACUGACACGUGGUGCUGGGGGGUCUGAGCCAUGCCCCAUGGCUGUCCCCAGCAUAGGGGGAGAUUGAUUCCUGCCCCAUGGCUGUCCACAGGGUGACUGAGCCACGCCCCAUGGUGGUCCCUGGCCCUGGGAUAGACCAAGCCGUGCCCAUGGAUGCCUGUGGUGCUGGGGGGUGAUUGAGCCAUGCCCCAUGGCUACUCCUGGCGCUGGGGGGAGACUGAGCCGCACCCCUGGUUGGAAAGCCCCUGCCCGCACGGGCCCCUCUGAGCCACCGCCUAUGGAGCCCAGGCAUGCUGGGAAGGAACCGGAGAAAUAAACUCAGUGACUGGC